AUGGUCAGCUUUGAUGUCGUGUCACUCUUCACCUGCGUUCCCACAUCCGACACAAGCACUAUAGCGAGUGACCGACUCCAGGCCGACACCAGCCUCAAGGACCGCACCGACCUCACCCCCAACCAGCUUCAAGACCUCCUCACCACCUGCGUCGAUUCUGCCAGCUUCCAGUGGCGGGACAAAUUCUAUGAACAAACAGCUGCAACCUCCAUGGGAUCCCCUAUAUCCCCGAUUCUGGCUGGCAUUUUCAUGGAAGAGUGCGAGCAGACCGCCAUUGCCACAGCAGACCACCGCCCAAAGAUCUGGCUCCGGUAUGUGGAUGACACCUUCGUCAUCUGGGAGCACAGGCAAGACAACCUUCAACUCUUCAUGGACCACCUCAUCGUGCUUCACAGCAGCAUCCAAUUCACCAUGGAACAAGAGAGGAAUGGCAGCAUUUCGUUUCUUGACGUUGAGGUGUCCAGAAGGAAGGAUGGAAGUCUGGCCCGGAGGGUUUAUCUCAAGCCCACCCACACCGACCGGUACCUCAACAGCGCCUCCUUCCACCACCCCAAAAUCAAGUCAUCGGUCAACAGAGCCCUCAUCCGCCGAGCCUACAACAUCUGCGACCAAGAGCACCUACACAAGGAACUCCACCACAUCUCCACGGCACUCCAACGCCACGGAUACCAGCCCAAGCAGAUCAAGACCCAAGAUCAAGUCCCCCUCCCGGCCGUAGGGUCUCCUAUACCCAAAGCCAACUAG
This is a messenger RNA of Acanthaster planci (crown-of-thorns starfish), 744 nucleotides long. RefSeq lists its product as uncharacterized. The record is from RefSeq and is a predicted model, not a curated record. NCBI's taxonomy places the organism in Eukaryota, Metazoa, Echinodermata, Asteroidea, Valvatida, Acanthasteridae.